UCGAAAAAAUAUUACACUCGAAAUGUGCAUGUAAAAAAGAGAAGUAAAAAUAACAAGUUGUUUUGCUUGGAAGUCUGACUCUAUCCCAAGCAAACAUUCCACGCACCCUUGUGGAACAAUUGAAAUCGUGGUCUAUCGAGGUCAGCAGAGCGCAGGUGCAAGGAGAUCCAAGAGAAGGACUUAAUUCAAUGAAAGAUCCUCGAGCUCGUUGACCAAGAAUCCUCCUCGCGUUCUCUAGACGGCGCGACGGACCAGAAGGGUUGAGGGGAUGGGAGCGAGCGUAACCAAUUAUCGCGCGAAAUCGCACCGAUGGUGGCGUGCAAAGCGGUAGAGGAACAGAAGUAGUCAAUAAUGGGUAGCCUAUACGCUAUUUGUACUUCAUCGUAUCGAGGUAAUCGAUAAUAAUAAUUGCAGCUCGCGGUCUCCGAGGCAGCAGCAGCAGCAGCAUCAGCAGCAGCAGCAGUAGCAGCCCUCCUUAGUUCGAUGUGGUACAGAGGGGUUGCUGUUGCUGGUUCGGUGUGCUGGUGUUACUUAGUGGGGAGAAAGGGUAGAAAAGGUAUACGCGUGCACCGAAGCAACUUGGACGAAUAGCGUGAAGAGGGUCGGUUCGUGGGCGCGGCGUACGACGCGCUGCGUCGGUUCCGCCCUCGAAAUCCAACCAGACAGGGAUAACCAUCGGGGAAAAAGGAAGAGAGAAAGAGAGAGAAAGAAUGGAUCCCUCCAGCAGGUCGUGGACCGGUCCUACAGACAGUCCACGCUCAGUCGACACCGGCACUCCAUUCGAGCACGUUCGACUGUUUGCCGCGCUCUCUAACGUCCAGUCGAUCUCGUUGCUCAUUGUUAAUAAGUUUAUUUCUUUUUUUUCUCUUCGAAUCCGGUGUUACUUCCGUUCCGGCGAUCCUUCGAACGAGGAAGGACGAGAAAAGAUUGAUCAGUGGAUGCCCGCGAGGAUAAAGACGAUCAUCGAGCGCGACGAAGGUCCGCUCGCGUGUGUGUGAAAAGUUUGAGAUAGAAGAAGCUUGACGGGGUGAAACUAUAUAAAAAUCGAUUCGUCGAUACACACAGCUGUGACCAUGAUGAGCUCACAUCAACAACAUCCCGGCUACGGGUUUCUCUCGGGCAUGGACCUGCACUCGGUGCACCACGUGAGCCAGGACAUGAAUGUAAAUCAACAAUCAGUGUCGUCGCAGGAGCAGCAUAUCAAAAGGCCGAUGAACGCGUUCAUGGUGUGGUCGCGGAUCCAAAGGAAGAAGAUCGCCUUGGAUAAUCCAAAGAUGCACAAUUCAGAGAUAUCGAAACGACUGGGUGCCGAGUGGAAGUUGCUGUCCGACAGUGAGAAGAGACCGUUCAUCGACGAGGCGAAGCGUCUGCGCGCCAUGCACAUGAAGGAACAUCCUGACUACAAGUACCGUCCACGAAGGAAACCGAAGGUGCCGGUGUCCGUGGUGCCAGGCAAGGGAGGUUCCAUGAGUCCAGGUGGUUUCCCCAGCUUCCCUUUGCCGCCGUACUUCGCCGCACCUGCCGCCCCGGUCUCUCAUCACCAUCACCAUCCACAUCCGCUCGAUUAUCCGCCACUACCGCCGUAUUUCGGCUCCGCCUUCGACGCCGUCCACCUGAGCAAGCUGGUGGCCGGCAGCAGCGGUACUGGAUCGACCUCCUCGGCAGCGGCCGCUGCAGCAGCGGCUGCCGACGCGGCGAACAACAACGCGGCAUCCGCGGCUGCUGUGGUCAGUAGCUUCUACUCCGGAUUCUACUCGUCGCCGACGACAGCAGGUAAGCCGUAUCCGACGACGGCGUCUCACCUGGGACCACUGUUUCCUACCGGACAUCACACGAUGGCUGCGACAGGGCCGCAUCCACCCCUCAUGUUCUCAUCCUCGUCGACGACCGGCUCUGGGAGUAUCGUAACCACCACCAGCAGCCCGGGCAGUAGCCCAGGCUCCACUCCGAUUCCGUCGUCCCAUCAGCAGGUGUCCACACCGACCACGUCGACCACGCUGGACUUGGAACAAUUGCGCAGACCGGUCUCCGUGAUAUUCUAGACCCGUAGAUCCGUCUAAAAGGAACGAGACGCGUCUCGUUCAGGGUUUGAUAGAUAAACGCGCAUCGAGAACCACGUCCGUGGGACGCAACAGCGGGCGCAGGCUUACUUUUUCAAAAUCACACGCAAGCGUGUGUAAGUACGUUCUAAAGCGCGGGAAACUCGACGAUAUUGUAUUUAUAAUCGCGAUGCUCGAGAGCCAACAGGGAUUCGGAUACAGAGAGGAGGCAUUCACCGUGAGAAUUCUUUUUCGCUUGGUUGUUUCUUUAGGCAAAUUCCGAGGGGGCGGUUGGAAGUAUGAUAGAUUUUCAAGGUUGACCCAGGCCGAUUGCGAAUCGACCGAAGCGGCGUUCGGGGAAGGUUCGCCGGCAACCACGCGGAUAAUUGAAUUAGCAUAUUAAUGCGUUGGAACAAAAGAGCCGUUUAGGACCGGAUUCGUUUUGCUUUAUUGAAUGGGCUGCAUUGUGCGACGCGCUGCCCCGUGGAACAGGAACCCGGUCCUCUCCCUUCGGGAGGUGGAGGGUAUUGUUUUCAAAUAAUGUUUUCUAAUUGCGGAUGUGCCUUUUACCUGUCGCCUGGUCAUUGAGAUCAAUAGAGCCAGCCUCGGAAAAACUCGUCGAGGUUUAGGAAACAUUCGAACCGCCUUACGAUCCAUUGUUCCGCUCCUUUGAUUUCGAGCUGGCUUGUGUCACCUACGUGGACGAUGUUCGUGCCGUAGUCAGGGCGAAAUUGUUGGCUCUUGGGCAUCGUUAACCGUUCGUUUUAAUAUAUCGUUUAUACGGAUGUAAAUAGAUCGUAAUAUACAAUCGGCGUAGGUUAAGGAACGGAAUAGUUGUCGUGGGACGGCUCGUUCGGUCUGGGUUAAGUCUUGCAUCGCCCACAAACACGCGAACAACGCUCGUUCCGAGGAACGAUAGUACAUCGAUGAUCGAAUUUCGGGGACACCUCUGGACAUUUUUCUUUUUAGCGAACGAUCGUGUUUCGUCCAACACCUUCGAAGAAUGGUAAGCACUCGCCGGCGAGCAAACUCGUAUGUGAUACUCUCUGCGUUUAAUCCGCGGAUCGUCCGAGUGGCCCGCGUUACUCGAGAUUCACGAUUUAACCAUGAUUUCGCGAGUUCGUGUUUUCGCGAGGUCGUUCAAGUCUGUCCCAGAAGGUAGAAUUUCAAGCGACGAACAGGAAACGCUUUGAGGAAUUUCGCUUGAUGCGCUUGCAAUUUUGUUUUCGAGUCGUUAUCAUUAGUAGAAUCAUUUCCAAAUUUUUCUUCGAGCGAAGAUGAAAUUUCACAAAGCGUUUCUCGCUCAUAAUUUCGCAACGCUAUUUUACUAAGCUCUUCUCCGAAAAGCAUUUUCGUCGCCGUGGUCCGAAUGUAAAUGGACCAAAUCGUUAACUGUGAUUUCGUUACGUCGUAACAAGCGCGCGCGUUCACGCGAGAGCGUUCGCGGUUUCAAAGCAACCAAUCCACGUGUACGUGUCGUUUUUUUCGUAGAUUUUAAAGUCGCCACGUACCUCUUGUUGUAACAUUAACGUUUAGAGCACACAAGAAGCGCGUACGCGAAAUUGUUGCACCGUGUAUAGGAUUAUUAUUUAUGAAGAACGAUCGUGUCCAGCGAAUGAUUUGUUUCUUCUUUUUCAUCGCUGUUUCUCGCUGUUCGAUUUUUCUCUUGUAUACUUUCUUCGUCUUGUUUUUGCACACCCACACACACGACAUGUAUUUAUAUGUAUAUACAAUAUUUGUGCACACUCGUCGAUGUUGUCGUCCGAGGAUUCAUGAAACACGCUAGUCCGUAGAAAUGAGUGAAAAAAUUUUGUCGACGCGUCGCUUUGUACGUUGCGUUUUGUUUUUCAUAAAUAAAUUGUUAUUAUUUGUUGGUAGCGAUCGUGUAACGCGAACGAUGUUCAUUGAAUUCACGUCAGCGAAUUUUAUUGUAAAAAUGAUGCUCGUUGUUGUCGAGCACCGGAUAGAGGGAUCAUUCGAUAAAUAAAGGGACAGACACGAGUAAAUGUAAUAAUAAUCUUUCGUUAUAAUUAUUUAGUUUUCUUAUACAAGCAGAACAGGGAUCAGCGUUUAAAAAUUAGCCCUCCUUUCUUCCGAAUCACAUCUAUUGGUUUCUACAAUUAUCGAAUGAUCCUGAUAAUCACCAAGCGACCGAACAGAACGACGAAACAGAAAGGAACAAUUGUCUCUUACCGUAUAUGUGCAUAUAUUUAUUAUUAUCGACGAAUCAAAGUAAUAAAUGACUCUAUGAAUUUCA
Osmia lignaria (orchard mason bee) is the source of this 4296-nucleotide messenger RNA. RefSeq lists its product as uncharacterized. Gene Ontology annotation, molecular function: RNA polymerase II cis-regulatory region sequence-specific DNA binding; DNA-binding transcription activator activity, RNA polymerase II-specific. Gene Ontology annotation, cellular component: nucleus. The record is from RefSeq and is a predicted model, not a curated record. Gene Ontology annotation, biological process: positive regulation of transcription by RNA polymerase II; brain development; negative regulation of transcription by RNA polymerase II. Lineage: Eukaryota; Metazoa; Arthropoda; Insecta; Hymenoptera; Megachilidae.